Vitis vinifera (wine grape) is the source of this 4975-nucleotide messenger RNA. RefSeq names its product probable ubiquitin-conjugating enzyme E2 23. Bases 336 to 3602 code for a protein of 1088 amino acids. The record is from RefSeq and is a predicted model, not a curated record. Lineage: Eukaryota; Viridiplantae; Streptophyta; Magnoliopsida; Vitales; Vitaceae. The transcript has 8 exons.
CCUAUGCCCUAAGAAAGCAUCCCAUUUCUUUGCUUUGCUUCAACUAAAGUCUUGUUCAAAAUGAUUUCAAUUCAAUUUUCAAAAAAAAUUCUAAACCUAGUCAUCACAUCGGACGGUUCUGAUCCGCCAUCAAACCAUCAAAUGUCAUUUUAAGAAAAAACACUCCAACAGUUCAACCAUCCGAAAUUACCAUCCCGCCCCUCCUCUCUGUUUUUUUUUUCCUUUUAUUUUUUUUCCUUAUACAAUCAGUAUUAAACCAACAGCCCAAAGCCGUUCAGGAGACAGCUCUCUCGCUUCAUCUUUUUCCUCCUCUUUUCGAAUCGCUGGUUUUCAAGAUGAGAAUCAAUCAACAAGAUGGUGUUUCCCAAGUUGAUGAACCUAGCACUAGUGUGCAUGAUAACACUACUUUGGACCAAGGUGAUGCGACAGUAAAUGGUAUUCUUUCUGAUUCAAAUGCCAUUUAUGAGAGCAACGAAGCCACCAAAAUGCCAGAUGUUGCCAAGGAGACUCUUAAUAUCCCUUGCAUUUAUAGACAAGACGUUGUUAGGAGCAACGAAGUUGGCAUGAUAGGAAUUGUGUCUGAAGUUGCUGGUGACUCGGAUUCGGAUAGCAGCAUUACUGAUGAUGAAGAAGAAGAAGAUGAUGACAACGAUGAAGAUGAAACUGGUGGAAAUGAAGAAGGUGACAACCAUGGCAAUACCAAUGCGAGUAGUGAUGGGAAUAGAAGUGGUGGUAACUAUAAGAGCAGUCCUCUCCCAGAUGAUCAGGUUCGAGUACUUUGGAUGGAUGACUCUGAGACAACCGAAAAUCUUAAUGAUGUGACUGUAAUUGAUAGGGGAUUCAUGCAUGGGGAUUAUGUUGCUUCUGCUUCAGACCCUACUGGACAAGUAGGUGUUGUGGUGGAUGUCAAUAUCUCCAUUGAUUUGUUACCCAUUGAUGGAACUAUUAUAGAACAAGUCUCAUCCAGAGACCUGAAACGUGUAAGGGAUUUUGCUGUGGGUGAUUAUGUAGUUCUUGGGCCCUGGCUGGGUAGAAUUGAUGAUGUGUUGGAUAAUGUGACUGUGUCAUUUGAUGAUGGUUCCGUGUGUAAAGUUAUGAAGGCUGACCCACUGCGUCUUAAACCAGUUACAAAGAAUAUUCUUGAAGAUGGACAUUUUCCAUACUACCCUGGUCAGCGGGUAAGAGCACGUUCUUCAUCAGUUUUCAAGAAUUCUAGGUGGCUAUCUGGAUUGUGGAAAGCUAACCGGUUGGAAGGUACCGUUACUAAAGUUACAGUUGGGUCAGUGUUUAUAUAUUGGAUAGCAUCUGCUGGCUAUGGGCCUGAUUCUUCUACCACCCCAGCUGAAGAGCAGAAUCCAAAGAAUUUAAAACUGCUGUCUUGUUUUGCACAUGCAAAUUGGCAAGUGGGUGACUGGUGUCUUCUUCCAUCAUUAGCACUAUCAUCCUCCAUCACCCAGGACAAGGGCCAAUCUGAAUUAGAACCUCAUGAUUCUGUCCAAGGAGAAUUAGAUUCUAGUAAAUCAAGAAGCAGGUGUGAUCAGGAAGAGGUCUUGCUAGAGGAAGCACAUGGUACUGGUGAAUCAAUGGAUCUUGAUGCAGUGUCUGCAGUGGAUGUAAAUAACAGAAAUAUUGAAGGCAACGCUUCAUCACAAUCUAGUCCUUGUAGUAGUUCAGUAUCCGUUUCAAAGGAACCUGUCCAUGAAACUUGGCUUCUUCAUCGAAAAAAGAUCCGUAAACUUGUUGUUAGGAGAGAUAAGAAGACUCGGAAAAAGGAGGACAAUUAUGAAAAAGCACUUUUGAUUGUGAAUACAAGGACUAGAGUUGAUGUUUCAUGGCAAGAUGGAACAACAGCACGUGGACUGCCAUCAACUACUUUGAUUCCAAUUGAUAGUCCUGGUGAUCAUGAAUUUGUUUCUGAACAGUAUGUGGUGGAGAAGGCCUCUGAUGAGAGUGAUGAUGCUUCUGAAGUUAGGCGUGUUGGUGUUGUGAAAAGUGUUAAUGCAAAGGAGCGAACAGCUUGUGUGAGGUGGUUAAAGCCAGUUGUCAGGGCCGAAGAUCCUCGAGAGUUUGAUAGGGAGGAAGUUGUAAGCGUCUAUGAGCUUGAGGGGCAUCUGGACUAUGAUUAUUGUUAUGGGGACGUAGUUGUUCGGUUGUCCCCAGUUUCUGUCUCUGCCCAUACGGGUACUGCUGUAGAGGAGGAACCAAAGCAGCAAAGUGGUUCAAAUGAGGUUAAACAAGAUCUGAACAAUAACUCUGGAUGUAAGAAAGUGGAGGAUGAAUCUGCAGAUGGAGCUUGUAUGGACUUCUCAGAUCUCUCUUGGGUUGGGAAUAUAACUGGUCUUAAAAAUGGCGAUAUUGAAGUUACAUGGGCUGAUGGGAUGGUUUCAACGGUCGGACCUCAAGCAGUUUAUGUUGUUGGUCGAGAUGAUGAUGAUGAGUCAAUUGCUGGUGGGAGUGAAGUUAGUGAUGAUGCUGCUAGUUGGGAAACUGUAAAUGAUGAUGAAAUGGAUGCCCUUGAGAAUGCUAAAGAGGAAAUUGGGCUGCCAAAUACUGCUGACACUGAUCCUGAGACUGAAGAGCACACAACUGUUGAAGAUAACAAUCCUGGGAGAAAUGGGGCAUUAUCUCUUCCAUUAGCUGCCCUGGGGUUUGUUACCAGACUGGCUACUGGCAUAUUCUCACGGGGAAGGAAACAUGUAGAACCACCUUCUUCGGAUUCUGAAGGUGAAAAUGAACUCCAAUCACAAGGAGCAAUUAAGCCUUCUCAGAUAAAGGUUUCGCAUGAUGAGACUAACUCUCCAAAUAAUGUCAUUGACAAUUUUGGUCUGCAAACUACUCAUGAAAAAGAAGAGGAGCAUGUUGGGGUUGAGGUUACUGAUUCUUUGGAUAUGGCUGAGGCCUUAGUGAAUCUAAGGGCCAACGACCCAGAUGCUCUAGCAUGCCAUGAGUAUGAAUCGUGCAGUUUCAAACGCUUUGAUAUUGCUAAAGAUCCUUUGGACCAUUAUUUUAUUGGUGCAAGUGGGCAGAAUAGCAAUGGGAGGAAGUGGCUCAAGAAGGUUCAGCAAGAUUGGAGCAUCCUUCAGAAUAACCUGCCUGAUGGGAUCUAUGUGCGAGUGUAUGAAGAUCGAAUGGAUCUCCUAAGGGCUGUGAUAGCCGGGGCAUAUGGAACUCCUUACCAAGAUGGUCUCUUCUUCUUUGAUUUUCACCUUCCACCAGAGUACCCUGAUGUUCCACCGUCAGCAUACUAUCAUUCUGGUGGGUGGCGGAUAAACCCAAAUCUGUACGAGGAAGGCAAGGUGUGUCUUAGCCUUUUAAACACCUGGACUGGCAGAGGAAAUGAAGUAUGGGAUCCAGUGUCCUCAAGCAUCCUUCAAGUCCUAGUUUCACUCCAGGGAUUGGUGCUAAACUCGAAGCCAUAUUUUAAUGAAGCCGGCUAUGACAAGCAAAUAGGGACUGCUGAAGGAGAGAAAAAUUCAUUGUCCUACAAUGAGAACACUUUCUUGCUAAAUUGCAAAACUAUGAUGUAUCUCAUGCGGAAACCCCCCAAGGUGGCCUUUCUUUCACGGUGCCUGAAGCAUAGAGGCUUUUUGGCAAAAAAAUAGCUGCUGCGUCAUUAUAGACCUCAACUGCCAAAACUAUGUUACCUAUAAAGUUGUACCUUGCCUUUGAGACUUUUAGCUAUCUAUUGUAUUGCUCAUAAUUAGGUCAAACAGUAUUGUUGCUAACAAACCCGCUCAGGUGGUUUUGGCAUGAAGUCGAGAAGCACUGAAUGAUUUCUAAAAAAAAUUCAGCCUCCUUUUAAAUUUUGAAGGACUAGGACUAACCUUACAUAAAAAUCUAAUAUACUACAUGGAUUUUCCAAAAUAUUACCUCCAGAUUCAGCCCAGGCACAAAAUGGCUGCUUUAUGCUCACCUUGUGCAUCACUUUUCUUGCCAGUAUGUAUUUGGCAAGCUGCCAUCUUGUUUUAUUAAACUGAAUGAGGGUACAUUGCCAAAUACAAAGGCUUUAUGUUCGAUUGUCUUGCCAAAUGCUUGGUUCUUUAGAUUUUCCCUUCGUCUUGUUUUCUUGUUCUUUAUGGGAUGUUGUGAUUGCAAACCAAGGUGACCAUUAGUUUUGAAAUAAUUUUGAUUUUUAUCUGUUGCUUAGAAAUUUUACAAAUUAUCAAAAUCUAAAAAUAGUUUUUCUGAGUUGUUAUUUCCAUAUGUUUCCUAAAAGUGGAUGUUGCUGCUUCUAUGACAUAAGACAAGUUUUUGAUCAACUCCUACCAUGACCAGGACUUCGAAGAGCUUGUCAAAGACCAUUUCAAGAGGCAGGGCUAUUACAUUCUCAAGGCCUGUGAUGCAUACAUGAAAGGCUACUUAAUUGGCUCUCUCUCAAAGGAUGCCUCUACAAGUGAUAGAAGCAAUACAAAUUCUACAUCGGUUGGUUUCAAAUUGAUGUUAACUAAGAUUGCACCGAGGCUCUUCUUGGCACUAAAUGAAGUUGGAGCUGAUUGUCAAGAAUUCAAGCAUCUGCAACAGUCAUAGCAGAGGUACAUCCCAACAUCUCCACCAGGGAAAGAGGUUACUUCAACAUUCUUUCAGGUUCCUCUAUAAUGUAAAGACUUAGAUGCUUUAGAAAUGUUUCAUCUUAUAUAACUUGGAAAAGUUCUGCCGUUUGAAAAGCUUAUCAACUUUGAGCAGCCUUUGCAUUUUCAAGAAAAACUGCAGGUGAAAAGUACAUCUGCUAAACUAGUUGUCUUGACACAUUUAGAGUUCUUAUGUUCUCUUUUUUCCUUCUGGGAUUGAGAAGGCAGUCGGGUUUUGAAUUGACUGUUCACUUUGAUCUUCCAUUCAAAAUUUGAUGAAUUGAUUCAUUAAUUGGAGAAAGAAUACUUACAAAUUCUUUCACAUUCACAUUGUAUUUUACUAUUUUCAUCAAACCUUAUUGUGAGAAAUAGCAUUCCUAAACAAUAUAUACUUUGAUUGAGAUGUC